CUGCUGAACUAGACCAUUAACUUUAAAUAUAUCAAAAGAAUGUGUGUGAAUGUGCAGCAUAAAGGACAGAAUUUGUUCUUUUUCUUGCUGGCUGUAGCUGUUGCUGAUUUACAGUGGCAGAGCCACCAGCUAGAGACUACUAGCUUUAAAAGGUUAAAGUUCUAAGGAACGCUGCUACUCGCUAUUCCUCUCAUUGCCACUGGCUCAUCCAAAGGCAAUCGUUACACAUUUCUUGACAUGUGAGUUGCAGGAUAAUUUUCCACUGUAGGUCAACUGAGGACAUAGGAAUGAGGUUGAAGAUACAUCAAAGAGAUUUGCAUCUUGCUGUUUUCAAUUAAACACUUCUUUUUUUUUUUUUAAUAGCUCCAAGAUGAGCAGAACUAGUUUGGCUUGCUCCAAAAACCUGCAGUUGAAAUGAAUGGGAGUGCAAGAGAGAGCAAGAGGUUUUGGUCCCUUUAGACAAUACCUGGUUAAUUCUAGCUGGGAAGCAGUGAAGGAGCUGUCCAAGAGAGGCCUUGGAAAAAACAUAGAUCUUCGUAUCAUGCAGCUACCAGUGGUUUACCAAAAAGCAAAGGAACAAAUCUUCAGGAUAUGGACAACUCUUCACCCAAUACUUACUGUUCACGUUGGGCUGGCUUCAUCUGCCAAAGCAAUCAUCAUCCUUGAGCAGUGUGGGAAGAACAAAGGCUAUGAAGAGAUGGAUGCUUGUGGUUUUCACCCAGAAGGUGGCUGUUGCAUGCUAGAUGGUCCGGAAAAGAUUGAAUCUACAAUUAACAUGAAGACUAUCUGGAAAAAUAUUUCAGUGGAAGGAAUUGAUAUGAUCUUUUCCAGAGAUGCGGGAAGGUACAUCUGUGAUUACACCUAUUACACUUCCCUGUAUUACGGCAGUGGAAGAGCAGCUUUCAUCCAUGUGCCUCCAUUAUCAAAGUCGGUAACAGCAGACCUUCUAGGAAAAGCAUUACAGACGAUUAUCUUAGAAAUGUUAAAACAGUGUGGGGAACAGGGAGAGUAAGAUGGAACGUAAGAAAAAAGGGAGGUUUCUUAAAAUGGAAUUUCUUAUCUCUUAGAAAUAGCAAAUCUAAUGAUUAUUUAAAGCCCUUAAAGAUUUUAUUCCAAGUUAUUUUCAGGGAAAUCUCCUUACAAAAACUAAACAACUGUUUCCAUCUCUGUUAUAAAAGUCAUAAGGUGAAAAAAAAACACCCACAAAAAAGUGACAGUCUGUAACACUAAGAUUGCUUCAGAUUUAAGAAAGUGCAAAAAAAACAGGACUUAAAAAUGGUUACAUAUUUCCUAAAAUCUUUUAGAAGCAGGUUUUUAAAAAAAUCUAAUUAAAACAAAACAAAACAAAGCAGAACGACUGUCAAAAGAUGUUACUACAGAUUUGUUGAAUCAAGAUCCAUUCUUACAUCCAUAAGGACAUUCAGCACUGAUACCACAAAGUUCCCCAAGUCCCUGUUCAAGUGCAGUGACACAGGUUCGUCUAACGCAAGGUGCCCAUAUAUAAACUUUAAAUAUGAGAGGAAAAUAAAACACAGGUAGAGAUCCUGUUAUUUGAAGAUUUUUUUCAGUUUCUGUAUCUCUUUGAGACCUGCUGUACGUGCUGGCUUUCACAUACAAAAUAGACUACGGAUCUUGGGUGAUUAAUACAAAAAAAGCUGGAACCUGGCAGACACUGUAAUGCUGUUUGAGUUUCAACUGCCUGAAAACACCAUUUCCCCAAAUUCUCAGCACGUGUCUCAGAGGAAAAUACUGCUGUCCUUCCACAAAGCACAGCACAAAGACAACAGUCUUUCAGUACAACGGGUCAUGCUAUUCAGGGAUUUAUACAUCUGAAUCAACAAGCUAACUUGUCCCAAGAAAGGCGAUCAGUGAAGCACUGUGCAGUGGAAUGUCAUGGCACAUUAUCUUUCUUACAAAACAGGAACCAAAUGAGAUCCCAAGUUAUAAAGCUUGGGAUCAGACAGUGACAGAUCACUUCUGAGCUUCUCCCCUGCCAAGCCAGGCUCCUCGAUGUCUCAGACUUGGCUAUAUACAGAAGCACUGCUCUAUUACAGCUGGGCAAGACAGAGGUUUACAGUGUGUCCUCUUUAGUACAGAGGGAAUGUCAAUGCACACAGUUUUGCUUGUACCAUGACAGACAAUUAUGACAUAAAACCAGCAAAUAUUUUUCAAAAACAAUCACCAGAACAGCAGCAUCUUCAUGUGGACACCCGGGAUUUUUCUAAGGGAAAAGAAAGCACUGCUGACUAGUGUUGUGUCAGUAAAAAGGACAAGAGACAAGGAUAACCUAAUGGCACAGACACCUGAACAAGCUCUGGGCCACCACUGUGCCUUAGUCAAGACUUUUAUGACAAGACUCAGAGAAAUUGUAAAUGCCAAGAUAAUGCUAGUUUUCUUGUCGCUAUUUUUCUAACAACAUUUGCAGAAAACUGAUAACUUUGUGUUGGAUGGCUGAAUGCCUCAUGUAUGCACUGCUGUAACAGCAAAUGAAAGGAUUUCCUUCAAAUAAAUAAAUAAAGAUGCUUUCCUUAUUCAAAUGAAUCAAGUCCCGUUGAAAAAUGGUCCAAAGGUUAGUGUCAUUGGAUUACAAUACUUCUGAUUUCAACACAGCAUAAUGGCAGUACUGACCUCUAUGAAGAUCGUUUUCAGAGUUGCUCAACUAAAUGCAGCCAAAAGUGCAGAAGUCUUGAGUCUUCUAAGCUGCACUUGCUUUGCAAUGAAGAACAACAAAAUCAAAAGCAGACAAAUGCAUACAGAAUUCUUUUAUUUAACUUAAAUCAGGUAGUACUGAAACUACUAGAAAAAAGCAGAGUAAGAGAAACUAAUGGAGCCUUAGCUUCAGCCAUUCAAAAUAGACAAAGUUUCUUCUUUUCAUAAUGUAAAGAAUCCCGAGUAUAUCGCAAUAACAGGAAUAAAUUCUUACAACAGAAUAUACAAAAACAUUUUGAAUUUUUUUUUUAUCUACUGAUUCAUUUUAAUAUAAACACAGGAAUUUCUUUAGGAAUAAUUUAUACACAGCAAGUCUUUUUUAUGUAAUAAAUUGGCCAUGUUAUUGUUGAAUUUUCUCUUAAAAAAAUCUAAACAAGAAAACUCGGAAAAUGUCGUAUUUGCAACUGCAUCCAUUCCUUAGCACUUUCUAGUUUUGUUUUUGUCCCAGAGGUAGACAAACUCUGGCCAAUCCUUUCAUCUCAAACCUCACUGGUUUAGAAAACAGAAGAGCUGAUCUUUAAAUAGCAUCUAAAUCAUCGUAACACUUCAGAAAUGCAGUUAGUCAAACUUCAGGGGGAAACAGGGAUCUUCAGUAUUCUUAAAUAAAAAUAAAUAGGGACCCUGCUUUGCUUAUUUAAACAAAGCUUCAAAUGGUACUCAGCAUCUUCAGAGGCUGCAUACAAACUUUUAAAGUGAUAAGAAAUAUGCAAAUAGUUCUUCAAUUGUAAUUACAAAAACUGCCUUCCCGCUUUCUCUUAUGCAGUCAUUUCCUUCAAACCACCUGGCACCCAUAAAACAGGUACUGAACAGCACAAGUGAGACUGUGUAGCAGCAAAACCCAUUCUGUUUUCCCAACCAGUGAGGUUCCUGUAAUCCAUUAAGUUAACUCACUAGACAGUAAAGUGAAAUGACCAGUUAAGAUGAUCCCACCCCAACCAGAGGGCUCUGGAAGACCAGGAUACUGAAGAUACAGAACAUUCCCCCAACUUCUUUAUUCUUUAUUCGCUCGCUAUAUACUGGGACACAAAGCUUGGGCAGGUAGUGGGAGAGGGAUGAGCCUUGAAUUGGACAAGUUAGCGAUCCUUUUUGGCAUAUCGUAAAGCUAGCUAGUAAACUGGUACCAUCAAAGAAAACUGAUCUCAUACAGACACACGCACACACAGACAGAAAAAGUGCCCUUAAAUUAUAUUUUAGGCAUUAAUAAACUACAAACAUUUUAUAAAAUUAUUCUAUGUACUUACAAAAUGCAAUGAAACAUUUAAUUAGUUCUUGUAAACCAGAUCUUCGUCAACUGACUACCCGUAAUCUACUGGACUUAAAGCCCUAUUGAAAAUGCUAAUGGAUUACUAAUCAACAUAACACGUACAAAAAAAGGUGGACAUGCACACAUACGCACGCACACAUCCUAGUGAUAAUCUAGUACUUGCAAAACAGACCAACAGUAGGUUGAGACUGACUCAUACAGACCGAUGCAACAACCAUUAAACUCCUGUUAUGAAUUUACCACUUCAGCUGGAAAGUCAGGUUUAUUUACAAGUACCAAUGAUCAGAAUGGUGAUACCUGAGCUCUGCUGCUGUCCCACACACACCAAGCUCAGGAAACAACUUCAAACUUCUGCCAAGCCCUGUGUCUUCGUAAAUAUCCAUUUCCAUAUCUUUUGUUUUCAGAUGUCUCCAUAUAAACACUUCUCAGUUCUGAUUUACCUGGCUGCACUCCGUAACAGAGACUGCUUAUUGCCUCUGAGCAACCAGUUUUCUGAACUGAGGCAACCUUUGAUGCCCUCCUGCCUAUUUACAGUUCUGUAUCUUCAGCACCUUUGGCCACUACUGUUUUUUUCUACACACCAUUCUUAAAUUCUUGUCUGCACAACUACUCAUGGGUUAAGUUGCAAUAUCUGGCUUUUAUCACUGGUUAGUAAGGAGUGGACCCCUUGCACCUUCCCCCGCUGUUGUUUAGCCCAGUGAUUAAAUACACUGUUGACAAACAAAAUAAGAACAACAGGAAACAAGUGUUACUUGUACUAGUGGAAUGAAUAGGGUUUAAAUAUAUAUAUAUCUAUAUUAUAGAUAUACAUAUGCGGAUAUCUAUGUCCAUAUAGAUAUAUAUUUAUGGAGUUACACCAACAACAGGAGCGUUGUUCGCUUAGACUCAGAUUGUAUGGAACAAUCCUCGGCAGUUCCCAGAGGACCCGACAGCGGUUCCGUCUCAUGACCAGUCGGUCCUGGGCAAACUGGGCUUCACUUGUUUUUAAAGACCAACAGGAGCAUCAGUGCGAACAUCUCUAGAAUCAUACAUCACUUAGAACCAGCUUUAAAGAACAGAGGCAUCGCGCUGAGAAAGACCUGGUGAACACAGGCUGGCCUCGAACUUCUGAUCACGCCUGGCUUCUGUGUCCAACUCAUCUCUCGCUCAAAAGCGCUUCUUAGUACCAAGCAGCUGACACUUCUGUGUUUACACAGGAGCCACCUUCCUUUGCAACCAAACCACCUUCUGUGCCACUGAGAAGCUUUUAAAUGUGAGUCAGGUGAGAACAAUGGCCCGAGUGCUGAAAUCAAAGCCUGCCCCGAUGCUGAUGCCAGUUUGUUAUUCUACUGCAUCAAAACAGCUUGGUAAUGCUUGCAAAACGCUGGGUUUUGGGGCUGGGUGGGCUUUUGUUUUUAAUUCAUAAGGAAAUUGGAUUACUUGAACCUUAUUCAAACAUAGCCGAAGUUCUGAAUAAAUCUACCAUACCAGACAAGCCAGUGGUCUCAGGAAAGAACAACAUUACAAACCAUAUUAUGACUCUAUCAAGCCAACAUUAAUUCUCAGUUGUUCACAUGCACAAACAACUUGAUUUACUGUCCAAGGGAAGUCUGCAUGAAAAGCCCAUGUGAAUAAAGCUAUUCAAAAUGCACAAAACACAACAAAAAAACGCUAUGGAAACAAACAGAACAAAAAAGUAAUUAAGCCUGAAUUGCAAACACAGAACACAAUGGUAUCAUGAAGGUGGUUUGGUCCAGGAGAGCUGACUGUCAUCACACACGCGUACUUUUAGUCCCGUGACUGUUUUCUACUGAAGUGCUUUUUGAAAUGUCUAUCACAAUGGGUGCUACGUCAUUAGUGUUUCUUCCUAACACAUUUUUAAACCACCUACAUCAAAUUAUAAAAACCAAUAACUUGGACAGUUUUAACAAAACCCUCCUAGCCAGCUGAAAGAUCUGAGGAUCUCCAGUUGUGGUAAUCAAUAUGUGCAAGUGAGGGGAACAGUCACUACACCAAAAGGUCACUGGAAGCUUCAAAGAAAUUGAAAGACAAAAAGGACACAGUAACAACUUUAAAUUUGCUGCUUUUUCAGAGUCUGAGAGAAAUGAUCCCUCCAAAGACAAGCCCUGUAGCACUUAAUCACACUGUAUAUUCAAGAGGCCGCAUGCAAUUCGAAGUAGCCAAGCAUCGCAUUAUUCAGAUACCACAACCAACACCUGCACGAACAGCUGCCUGAGCUGGAAAAAGAGAAACAUUAUACAUCAUGUUGAUGGCAAGCCUGUGUUAGUCCUGUGUGCUUGUAAACCAGUUACACGCUGUCAGAGGGCAGUUAAAAUUUGAUGGCUGGUCCAUCAGAAUCCACAGUUAUGAAGCAUAUAAACGGGGGAUGAAAAGGGAAACUGACUUUACUGGCACAUCAAAAAAUUCAAUUCUAUGUUAGUUUUGAGAACAAAAACAAAACAAGAAAAUAAAAUUAAAUUAAAUUAAAAAAUCAGUGCUCUCAUUAAACAGAAGCAGCAAAGAUCCAAAGCUGUAAACUCGACGUGGUAUUAUCAUCAGGCAGCCCGCAACAGGUUUGUCAUUGUGUUGGUCAAAAGAAAAAAAAAAAAGCAACACUAUGCUACGUGAGCCAAAUGGGUGCUGAUUCAGCCAAAUGUCUUUUUGGUGCUUGCGGCAUCUGAGGAAAAUUUGCCAGGAAUGACUUGGGCCAAACAGACCACUCUUUUUAUUCUAGUAAUUCUUCUGGACCUUCAAACACUGUAAACAUUUCUGUAGCAAAUUUGAUCGAAACUCAUGACUGAAAGUUCUUGUAUCAGGUCAGAUCUCCACCCAUCUAAACAUGCAGCAGCACUGCUGCUGACCUGAGCGCUGCCACGACGGCCCAUUAAAAAGCCCUCGUGUUUCCUUAAUGAACAAUCACCUUAAGUCAGGCAACUCUCGGAUUUUCCUCACAGUAUCAGAUUGGAACUAAAAAGGCAAAACUCCUUGGAAUUGAGGCAAAUAUUCUGAAGUGACCCUUUGUGAUGAGCGGUGACUGUUCCCCUCCAGAACCUAGAGCAUGUGGUUUAUGGAGUGAGAGGUUACCAGUAUCGACGGCAUUUAUUGGCUGCUGAGAAAUGUGAGAUGUAUUUUUUUUAUAUACACACAUAUAAAAAAAUAAGAGUGAGGUAGAUAAAUGUUUGAAAAAAAUCAAAAACUGUCCCCCUGUCAUACUCAAAAACCCUUAUCUCAGUAUUUAAAUUUAUUAUGGGGCAUCUCUACAGUGAUUUAAACUGAUAUCACAAAAAUAAAUAAAAAAUCCUACAUAGAAUACCUUCUUAAUUAACUUUUUUGUCUUUUUCAUUUUUAAAAGGGAAAAAUAACUAUGGGACAGAGGCAAGAGAAGAUAAUGGGACCUAAACUACACAAGCAAAAAGCACUACAAACUUUUAAAAAUCUCCAGUCAAAACUAGCAAUCAGUAUAUUUUAAUUCUUUGUUCUUACUCAAAGGUUUUAGACAUUUCCAUCCCAGAACCACCUCUUCACUGCCAUCAGUUGGUUGGAUCAGUGCUAAACAAAGGCUUAGAUGCUGUAACUAAGAUGAGCAACUGCUAUGACUCCUUGGUUGUAGGCUUUAUGAUGGCCCCCUCCUUCCCUUUUCACCAAGGCUUCUGCAACUGAACAAACAAGCUCACUCAUUUUCUUUUGUUCUGAGGUUUGGUCUAUGACUUAAGCAACAGGCUUGGACUUGUACAGGUUUCCAUAGCUGCCAAUACUUAACUGUUUGCUAGCCGAGCCGCUGGCCCCAGCUACAUGCUUUCCACCCUACCCCAUGGAAAUGGCAUGCUGUCGAUUCGUGUUUUUAGUUCUAUUUACCUUGGGGUGCAAAAUGCAGCCCACCGCGUCCUCCAGGAGGACUUCCUCACUGGGAAGGCAUAGAGCUGGGGCUGGAGCCAGGUGUUCAACGGCCACCCAAAAAGUGCCUGGCACCACCAGCCACACAGCUCUUCUUCAAGAGGUGGAAGAGUUCAAAUUGUCAUUUUCAAAAUCAGUGACCCAAAAGCCUGGUGUCUGCUGUUGUACCCAACAAACAAAAAGAGAGUGCGUGUGUACGUGUGUGUCCGUGUGGGAGUGUGUGUGGGGAUGGGUGGGUGGGUGUGUGCCACAAUCUAAACAAGCAGGGAGGGAAGGAGGAGCAGGACCUUGUACAACAAUGAAUAUAAACACUGAACAAGAAUGUACUAAAUAUUUAACCUUUUUUUCUGACCUGAGUUUGUAUCAUGCCUUGCACUGUAACAGACUCGCAUGCUGUCUGGGCAGAGGUUCGUGGGAAGGAAGGAAAACUGGGUCUGAAAAACACCACACCGCUGCUGGAGCUUUCGGUGUGGGGCGUCCCUUCUUUCUCCAUGUCCUCCUCAAAAGCCCUGUGACCCACACAGCCAAGAUGUUGUAAAACAACUAAUGGAAGGAAAAAAAAAAAAAAAAAAAAGAGGAGGAAAUGCUUUUAUAAAAAGGCAUUAAACAGUUCAUGGCAAAUCAUAUGAAAGGUAUCAGUUACUGGGAAGGAAGAAGUAAGAGUUACACACUAUAGUACAAAGCAUAAGAAAAUUUGUUGAAGUGGGAGGGAAGGGAAGGAGGGCAGACCUGAAGGUUUUCAUAGAUUAAAUCCACAAAGAUAAAGAACAAAAAAAAUAGCAGCUUUUUUCUGUACAGACAUAUAGAUGAGUAUCUGAACCGUAAAAAAGUUAUAAAAGUGACACAAAAGACAAUGUGUAUGCAAAUGAUCCAUGGUCUAACAUAGAACUGCAAGACCCUUCGAGAAGUCUUAAUAAUAAAGAGAAAAGGUCAACAAAGCAUUAUAUACUUGAAUCCGGUUACUGCUUUUUUUUGUCUUCUCCAAUUUUUGUUUUAUUGGUGCUUUUUCCCUGCAAGCCUGCAGAGGAAGGCAGGCUGCAACGAUGGAGAUCUCUGCCGCUUUUGUCAUGGUUCUCACAUCUCAUUUUUGGCGUGCGGUUGACUUUUUUGUACCAAAUGCGUGUGUUGGUUUAGCUCACCACUGCCAGUUUUGUCCAGAAUUCAUCGGGAUGGGCACGGGGUGGAGGGAGGGCUGUCUCUUUACUCCAUCCCUUUUAUCUUCUCCAUCACAAGAAAAAAAAAAUUAUCACAUUUUAUCCAGUUUUGAAAAAAAGAACCUAAACAAUUUAUUUUUUUUUCUUUUAAUACCAGUGUAUGAUUGAAUAGAAUGUAUUGGUCAGGAUCUCUCUUAAACAGAGCAGUUGAUUACUGUGCUCCUUCCAUGCCUACAAACAAAAAACAAAAAAAAAAAA
Phasianus colchicus (ring-necked pheasant) is the source of this 9258-nucleotide messenger RNA. RefSeq names its product pyroglutamyl-peptidase I like (gene PGPEP1L). Gene Ontology annotation, cellular component: cytosol. Gene Ontology annotation, biological process: proteolysis. Lineage: Eukaryota; Metazoa; Chordata; Aves; Galliformes; Phasianidae. Gene Ontology annotation, molecular function: pyroglutamyl-peptidase activity. The record is from RefSeq and is a predicted model, not a curated record.